Molecule: messenger RNA, 420 nt
Organism: Clonostachys byssicola
Lineage: Eukaryota; Fungi; Ascomycota; Sordariomycetes; Hypocreales; Bionectriaceae
Source: the annotation of a GenBank genome assembly
AUGGGUUCCCAAACGUCUCUUCGUCAGAUACUUCUUCAAACCGGCCUUGCUUGGGUUGCGAAUCUCAAUGACCCAGAAGGCAGUUUCAGCAUCGGCCGAACAACAGAUGCCGUGCACACCAUUCUCCCCGCGUCUCUGAACGUGACUCCUCGAAUGAACAACACGGCCAUGACAGAAUUCCUGGUGUCUUCGCUUCCCGGUCUACACAAUUAUUCUACGAUUGAGGUCGGGGACAUGCCUACCAUUAUCGACGAGAAGCAACGCAGAAUCAUUAUGCAUCUUACAGGAUCUGGAGAGACAGACAGAGGGCCAUAUAAAAACGAAUACCUAUGGGUACUUGGUACUACUGAUGACGGAAAACUUAUCAAAGAAUCUUUCGAGUAUAUUGAUUCAUAUCUUUUCACAGAAUACAGUUCUUGA